Chiloscyllium plagiosum (whitespotted bambooshark) is the source of this 9351-nucleotide messenger RNA. It is a transcript of the gene pcsk5b, whose product is annotated as proprotein convertase subtilisin/kexin type 5b. Lineage: Eukaryota; Metazoa; Chordata; Chondrichthyes; Orectolobiformes; Hemiscylliidae. The record is from RefSeq and is a predicted model, not a curated record. Gene Ontology annotation, cellular component: trans-Golgi network; Golgi membrane. Gene Ontology annotation, molecular function: serine-type endopeptidase activity. Gene Ontology annotation, biological process: peptide hormone processing.
AUCCAUUGAAAAGCUGUGUGCACUAGGACCGGGGGAAGUUCUUUUUGGUGGAGGAGGAGGGGGCUGGUAAUUGAGUUACCGGUGGAGUUGGAGGAGGCGCUGUGGCCAUCUUAAGGCAGAGCUUAUCUGAGUGAGGAACAGAAGAGCCAGCGAGUUGCGAGCAGUACGUUUACACACACACAUAGACACGCAGCUCUAUGUGUUUAACACAGGCGCGCACAGAGGUAGAGCUACACAGACACAAUAGCUGCAGCGCACAGCAGCUCAUAAAUCUACUCAGGUCUGUGGAGUACAUCCAAAUCUCAGGCGCUCACUGACUGACUGGUGCUCCAGCCUCGCUGUCUUUCUUUCCACCUGGUUUAUCAUCAAAAGCCCGACGAAACGUGAAAGAAAGAUUCAUGAAGAGCGGACGAUCGUGUUUUUGGUGGAGUGGGCGAGUUUGUUUAAACAGGAUAGACUUGAGAAGACACACGCUUUAUCUGCCCGGCUCUGCAAUUUAGUACGGAAAUUGAGUACAAGGAUCUGACUUUAAGGUGUUUUUGUAAAAAACAAAAAAAAAUCCCCCAAAAGAUGGAUCGAGCGCCGAAGUGGUGCUGGGAUCUUGUCUUUUCGCUGGUGUUAUUUUUAGGGGUUUUACUGCCCUUUUCAAGAACUCUGAUGUACACCAACCACUGGGCUGUGAGAAUAACCGGAGGCAAUGAAGAGGCCAAUGCAAUAGCAAGCAAAUACGGAUACAGAAACUUGGGGCAGAUUGGGUCCUUGAAAGACUACUACCACUUUUACCACAGUAGGACAAUGAAACGAUCAACAAUUUCUAUUCGAGGAACUCAUAGCUUCAUCUCAAUGGAACCAAAGGUGGAAUGGAUACAGCAGCAGGUGGUAAAACGACGGAUAAAGAGAGAUUUUAAAGCUGGAGCUCCUCAGUAUCCUUACUUCAAUGAUCCUAAAUGGUCAAGCAUGUGGUACAUACACUGCAACGAUGACACUCAUCACUGCCAGUCAGAUAUGAACAUUGUAGGUGCUUGGCGGAGAGGCUAUACAGGUCGAAAUGUCGUGGUAACAAUUCUGGAUGAUGGCAUUGAGAGGAACCACCCUGAUUUGCAGCAGAAUUAUGAUCAAAUGGCUAGCUUUGAUGUCAAUGGAAAUGACUGGGAUCCCAUGCCUCGUUAUGAUGCCAGCAAUGAGAACAAGCAUGGGACUCGAUGUGCAGGAGAAGUAGCUGCUGUUGCAAACAAUUCACAUUGCACAAUAGGAGUUGCUUACAAUGCCAAGAUUGGAGGUGUUCGCAUGCUGGAUGGUGAUGUGACAGAUAUGGUGGAAGCAAAGUCUCUCAGUUUGAGCCCUCAGCACAUUGACAUCUACAGUGCCAGCUGGGGACCAGAUGAUGAUGGAAAAACUGUGGAUGGCCCAGCAUCCCUUGCAAUACGGGCCUUUGAGAAUGGCAUCCGACAAGGCCGUGGAGGUUUGGGCUCCAUCUACGUGUGGGCAUCUGGUAAUGGCGGCCGGAGCCGAGAUCACUGUUCCUGCGAUGGUUAUACCAAUAGCAUCUAUACAAUCUCUAUUAGUAGUACAGCUGAGAGUGGGAAGAAGCCUUGGUACUUGGAGGAAUGCUCAUCAACCCUUGCUACUACUUAUAGCAGUGGAGAGUCUUAUGAUCGAAAAAUAAUCACAACUGACCUCAGGCAGCGAUGUACAGAUAGUCACACUGGAACAUCUGCUUCGGCACCAAUGGCUGCUGGGAUUAUUGCACUGGCACUGGAAGCAAACCCUUACCUGAAUUGGAGGGAUGUGCAGCAUAUUAUUGUGAGAACGUCACGCUCUGGCCAUUUGAAUGCUCCAGACUGGAAGAGUAAUGCUGCUGGAUACAGAGUGAGCCACUUAUAUGGAUUUGGAUUAAUGGAUGCAGAAGCUAUGGUGAAAGAAGCAGAGCGUUGGAAAUCAGUCCCACCCCAACAUAGCUGCGUAGAGAACCCAGACAAACAAAGCAGAACUAUCCGUCCUGAACAUCACGUGAGAGCAGUCUACAAAGCCACUGGAUGUUUAGACAACGCAAACCACCGCGUGAUUUAUUUGGAACAUGUUGUUGUCCGAGUCACCAUUUCCCACCCUCGACGAGGUGACCUGGCAAUAUACCUGACCUCUCCAUCUGGAACAAAGUCUCAGCUCUUGUCUAACAGGUUGUUUGAUCAUUCCAUGGAAGGGUUUAAAAGUUGGGAAUUCAUGACCACACAUUGCUGGGGUGAAAAGGCAGCAGGUGACUGGAUCCUUGAAAUUCAUGACAGUCCUUCACAACUCCGAAACUUCAAAACACCAGGUAAACUGAAGGAGUGGUCUCUUGUACUUCAUGGCACAUCCAUCCAUCCAUACACUUCUUUAUAUACAAGGUUAGAUCAACUGAAGGUGCGAUCAAGUCCAAGGGAAGAUGUCUCUGAUGACUAUGCAGAUGAGUACACUGGACCUUGUCAUACUGAAUGUAAUAAUGGUUGUGAUGGACCUGGGCCCCAACAAUGCAUUGAUUGUUUGCAUUACUUCCUCAAGUUUAAAAACAAUACAAGAACCUGUGUUCCUGAAUGCCCAAGCGGAUUCUUUGGUGAUGAGAAGAAACGUUGUAAAAAAUGCUGGUCAAUUUGUGAUGUAUGUGUAGGAAGCCGGAGUGACCAAUGCACAUCCUGUAAAAGUGGCUACCACUUGAAUGAAGAGACUAAUGUCUGUAUACCUAAUUGCUCAGAUAGUUUCUACCUCGAUAAAGGUGAUAAUAUGUGUAAAAGAUGUAGUGAGAACUGCAGGAAAUGUAGUGCAUUCCACCAUUGUACAGAUUGUAGACCAGGAUGGAGAUUGCAAGGUCAAAAGUGUGUUUUCAGUUGUGAAGCUGGAACUUACUUUAAUUCACUGAGCAGGGAGUGUGAAAAAUGUCAUGUAUCCUGUGCAACAUGUGCAGGUCCAGGCCAAGAGUCCUGUACACAAUGUGCUACAGAUUACUACCUGGAGGAGUGGAGAUGUGUGUUGAGUUGUAGUCUUGGCUACUAUAUAGAUCAGGCAUCUGAACGUGGCGAAAAAAUAUGCAGGAGGUGUGAUGCAAGCUGUUUAACUUGUGCUGGCCAGGGAGAAAGAAACUGCAGUACCUGUCCAAGUGGGUAUAACCUCGAGGGGGGAGUCUGUGUGGUCGGUACUGUUUGCAAAGAUGGUGAAUACAUUGAUGAUGCAGACCAGUGCCAUUCCUGUCAUCCCUAUUGUGACAAAUGUUUUGGCCCAAGCAAAGUUGAGUGCAUCACUUGUGUUGUUCCAAGGCUCUUUGACAAUGAACACUGUGUCAUGCACUGCCCCCCAGGUAAAUUUGGCAUGUAUGGACAGUGUUACCCAUGUCAUCACACUUGUAAGGAAUGUACAGGAGGUGAACCUACUGACUGCACAUCAUGUGAUAAAGAUAAAUUUGGGAAUAAUCUGUACUUUUUCAAAGGUGAAUGCAGAGAGGAUUGUCCUGCAUUUCACCACCCUGCUGCUGAUAAUGUCUGCAGUCCAUGUUCCAGGAACUGUGAAGUAUGCAUUGAUAGUAAACACUGUGUAAAGUGUUCCUCAGGCUAUUACCCUGACUCUGACGGAUGCCAACAGCUAAACUGUGGAGGAGGUGAAAUUGAAGAUCUUGACAAUGAAGAUUGUGUGCAGUGUGCAGAAGGAUGUGAGAAAUGCACAUUAGAUGAUCCAAGACUAUGUACAUUGUGUAAAGGGGGCUACUACAUUUUUCACCAACGCUGUUAUGAGACUUGUCCAGCCAAAACAUUUAAAAGUGAAUCUACGAUGGAGUGUAGACUUUGUCACGAGAAUUGUAUUGACUGUGAUGAAGAACGAUGCUAUUGGUGUGAGACUGGCUUCUUCCUCUCAGAGAGUCAAUGUGUGCAAACUUGUCCAAGUGGUUACUAUGGUAAUGAAGAUAGUGCUGUUUGUGAGAGUUGUUACCCCAGAUGCAGUAUGUGCCAUGGUCCCAGCUUUGAUGAUUGUGAUAUUUGUGAGAGCUCGUAUAUAUUACAGAAUGGAAAAUGCAUCUCUGAUCUUUCAAUAAGCUGUAAACAAGGAACCUACUGGCAAGAUGACACAGGCACCUGUCAAACCUGUAAUGAUUUGUGCGGGACGUGCACAGGAGGUGAAUCGAAUGAAUGCACCAGCUGUCCUUCAGGUCUUUACCUAAAUGGCCAAGUCUGUGUUAAUGACUGCCCGAAACAAACCUUUGCUAGCCUAAUCAAUGAAAAAUGUGAGCCUUGUGAAGAAGGCUGUGAGAUCUGUUCAGGAAACAAGAAUAACUGCCACCAAUGUAGCACACGACAACAUCGUCCACUUUACCUGCACAUGGGGAGAUGUUUAAGUGAAUGCCCAAUGGGAUACUUUGAAAGUAAAGACAGUAUUUGUGCAAAGUGUGAUGAUGCAUGUGAGAGUUGUGAAGAUACUCCUACAAACUGCCAAUCUUGCGUCAGGCCCUACGUACUAGACAACAACAGUUGUCAAAUGAAAUGUUCCAGAAAACAUUAUGCCACUGCUCAAAGACUUUGCAAACGCUGCCCUGCAAACUGUGAAAAGUGCAAUGAGCACGGGUGCACAGAAUGCAGCAGAUACUUUUUCUUUCAUAAUGGCACUUGCGUACAGGAUUGUCCUCGAGGUUUCUUUCAAAACACUCAGGCCUUCACAUGCACUUCAUGCCAUCCUGAAUGCUCAGUGUGUGAUGGUCCAGACUCAGAUGACUGUGAAGGGUGCGCCAAUCCUUCUUUGAUUAUACAUGAUGGGCAAUGCUUGAAAUUCUGUCCUGAAGGAACCUACAUUGACAAGGAAACUGAAGAGUGCCAGGGGGAGCUUCAAACAUCAAUCAGGCACUUUGAUGCAACUUGCCUAUCGGGGCCUAACCAAUAUUGGGCACAGCCAAGGACUACAGAGUGUCAUAAAACAUGUCGGACCUGUGAAGGACCGGAUUCAACAGACUGCAUAUAUUGUCGAGAUGGGAUGAUAAAGAACAGACAGGGACACUGCGUAAUGCACAAGGAUUGUGCCCUGAAUAUGUACAUGGACAAGAUCUGUAAACCUUGUCACAAAAAAUGUUACCGCUGUUAUGGGCCCACAGAGGAUGAUUGCCUUAGCUGCAAUCACAAUCACUUUUUACUCAAUACAACAUGCGUGGACACAUGUCCACAUGGCUACUACACAGACCAGAAUAGACGUCAAUGCUUUGCUUGUCACAAAAGCUGUAAAACCUGCAAUGGGAGGUCGAGCACACAGUGCCUUACCUGUAAAGCAGACUGGUACAGACUGAACUUGAUGUGCGUCAAGACCUGUGGAUCUGGGCAUUUUGCAAAUGGAUCAAGUGGUGUUUGUGAAAACUGUCACGCAAGCUGCAAAGAAUGUUGGGGUCCAGGUGAAACGGAAUGUCUAAGUUGUCAGGACAAUAAUUUCCUGAUGAAAUCAGAAAACAAAUGCUUUCCGUCAUGUCCAGAACAAUACUAUGAAAAUAAAUGGGAGCAAACUUGUGAACGGUGCCACCCAACUUGUAAAACCUGUGAUGGUAAGGGACCUAUUCGAUGUACUUCCUGUUAUUGGGGCUUCCAGAUGUACGGAAGUAUCUGCAGUUCUCAGUGUUUUGCCGGAGAAUACCUGCUGUCCGAGGACCCAGAAACACAGUGCGAGAAAUGUCAUGACACUUGUCUGGAGUGUAAAGGACCAGGACCUAAUAACUGCACAGAUUGUCAUCUCGGUCUCUUGAUAAAUCUUGCUGAUGGCAAGUGUUUAAACUGUUGCAAAUCUGCUCUGCCGGAUGUUGAAGAUUGCUGUGAUUGUGACAUGAGUUUUGAUGAAUGUGUUUUAAGAAAAGCAGUUGUUGUUCCAGAUGAAACAGGAGGAGGCAAACCUGCAUUAUUUGCUGUUGUCUCAGUGCUACUCAUUAUGGGUAUUGGUAUUGGUAUCUUCCUUCUGCUAAAGACCCGUUCAAAAUCAAAACCCAUUAACAGAGGGAAAUAUGAGAAACUGCCCAAUCAAGCCAAAUCCAUCCCCGUUUAUAAUGCAAGUAAGGACAGUGUUAGCUUUCGAGAGACUCAAGCAACUGAGUAUAAAGAUCAUCAGGAUGAAAUGUAUGACGAAGAGGAUGAUGAUGACAUUGUCUACAUGGGCCAGGAUGGCACUGUUUACCGAAAAUUUAAGUAUGGACUGUUAGAUGAUGAUGAUGAUGAUGAUGAACUAGAAUAUGAUGAUGAAAGCUACUCCUUCAGAUAAAACAACACUAAUUGUAUUUUUUUCAGUACUUAUUAAUGAAAUUCUCUACUUAUUCCAUGCACUUAAUAUCCCAUCAAUUGAAGAUACUGAAAGACUAUGUUUUUCUGGGAUCAGUGUCUGACAAUUUUCUGUUUCAAACAAUGCACUGACAAACAUGUAAUCGAAGCUUGUGAGCCCUAUCCUGAACAAAUACAUUUCUCAAAAUGUUUAUCUAAUCACAUUUCUAAUAAUAAAUAUUGUGUACAUUGACACAUUAAUGUUAAUUAAUGAUGGACUAAGUUAAAAAAAUUAAAUUGCUGUAAAGAUUAGAAUUCAUACAUAAAGAGUAAUAACCAUUAUAUGAAUUGUUCAAAUUGCACUCCUCAAAUUAAGAAAGCUAAAUGUUUUUAUCUUUAAAUUAUGGUUGAGUUCCUCUUUGAGGUUGAAAAUUGCUGUUAUAUUGCUGGAACUGUGAAAAUAUUAUUCCAAUGUCACUACCAUGAUUUGUGGCUCAAGAGUUAUUAGCUGCCUAUAUUGUUGCCGAGGUUCCUAGAAGGCAAGGAUAAUCUGCAAAAGCUUUUAAUAACAUACUAGCAAUGCAGCUUUUCACUUUCAAUAGAAGCAAUACAGGUAAGAGUAAAAUAAAAUAGGUCAUUCUGCAAUAGAAUUUCAGUAUAUUUUAUAUGGACAAAUUGAAUUGGGAAGUUAUCCACAAGUCUGAAAUAUCUGUAAUUGUGAAGUAUCAAAGACAAUUUGCAUGUACGCAAUGUCGUCAUACAUACAAAGGAAAUAUUAUUUUAUAAAGCAAAGUACUCAAUAGUACACCACAGCAGAACUAAACAUGCUAUAUUUUAUUAUGGAAAGUUAUGAGAGUUGAAAAAUACAAAUCUCUUGAAACUGCAAUGCUUGCCACAUUGAAGUGUGAGUAACUGAUUACUGCUUAGCUCUGAGCUAACCACAGUUUGCUUAGAAAAAUACAAUAGCAAGCAUUCGUGUGUUAAAAUGCUCCACUUGUUACAGAGCAAGUUCCAAACAUUGUUUAACUGACUGAAAUCAAACAAUAACAAAAACUGUCAGGCUAUUUGAUUGCUUGGGAGUAAAAUUGUGUUUUUUUAAUUGAAUAAGUUUCUCAAAGUGUCUAUUUAUAUGUCCCAGCAUAUUUAGUUAGCACAUGAGGAAUAUGUCUUCUUUUUGUUUGGAGUUCCUGUUCAUUUAGAUUAUGGGUAAAUGUAGAUAUGUUUGUAUUUUUCUUUGCCUAAAGAUAAAAUAUUUUUGAGUUGACAAGCUCAAUUUGAAAGUAGAAUAUUUAAUUUCAGUUAAGAAUUUACAAAAAUGAAGUGCAGCUACAUUGAACCAUGAAUGAGUGAAUAAUUAUAUUUGAUGGGAUCUACUUUUUUUUGUGUGUUAAAGAAAUUUUAUGAUGUUUAGUUUCUUGCUUUGUAUCACAUGAAGAGUGCAAAAAUGGGGUCACAUCAUUAGCAUUCUGUCCAUAUUCGUGGAUCAUUUAGAAUGUUGCUAAUUGUGUCCCUGAAACUUAACUGGCAGAUUUCUUGAUUUUCAAUGAUCUGGAAAGCAAGAAUUCAUGAUUCUCAAUGCAGACUAAUGGCUAAUCAUGAACCAACAUUAUUGGUAUUAAAGGAUACAGGGUUCACCAAUUUUCUUCUGCUGCAGAGAAAUAUGUGGUGUUUAACAACCUUACACAAGUAGAAAAUGAAAAAAAAAUAGUCACUAAUGGUCAAAGAUAGUAUCUGUUUUGCCUGAGAUUAAUGUUUGUUAAAAUGAACAUUCUUCUGUCUUCAAGAGGGUUGCAGCGCCAAUAUCUUAGUAGGCAUUUUGGGAAUAUUAGAAAUGAAAAGCAGUUGUUAUCUAAACCUUUUAUUGGAAUUAAAGAAAAAAUCUGAUAAAUUGCAUAAUAGUCAAAAUCUACAAUAUUGAGACCAUGCUGUACUCAUUGAUGAACAUUCCACAGACUUAACUAGAUGUUAAUGCCUCUCCAAAAAGACCUUGCUUUCUUAGGUGUUCCCAAUAAAAUGCCUAAGAAGUGUUUCAAAUUUGAAAUGUGUAACAUUAGUAUAGAAGUAUGACCAGUUGAAAAACAUUCCUAUCUAAUUUGGCAUAGCAAAAGUUCUAUCAAGGGAAUCAAAUGCUGAAAAUUGAUUUUCAUAAUCCUAAAAAGAUUAUAUUUUUAAAAUACUAAAGAAGGAAACAAACUGCAGAAAAGGCAUUUUCAUUCCAAUACUAGCACCCUAUUUCGUUAACAGUAGGUUAUAUUCAAGGAUGCUCCAUAUGAAAAAAAGUAUCUGAAACUUAUAAAAUGGAUCUACUAUAUGCAAAUUAAAAGCAGAAGAGGGAAUUAUCAAGUUACUUUCUCAUUUAAAAUUAUACGUAACUAAAUUAUGCACAUAUCUUGAAUCUGACUCUUUAUAAAUUGUUGAUAAAUUAAAGCUAUGCUGAUUCAUAAGUUAGUGGUUUAGCACAGCACUUGAAACACAUUUCAUUAAAUCAUAAGGAUGUUCAAAGGAAAUUCAUUUAAAUUUAAAUGAAUUUUAAGCUUUCUGUUUAAUAGCUAAUCCAGUGUUUUAUAAUGAAUAGAUAGAGAAAUGUCAUCUACUGAGUUAUAGUCUAUGCCUUGAUCAUUUGGAAAGAUGCCAAUACUUUACUAUGGAAAUCUUUGAAUACCAAUGUAAGUUCAAUAUGACCUAAUACAUUUAUACUUAAUAAUUUAGAUUGAUUAUUUGAUUGCUAUACUCUAAUUUAAUAACUUGGGUAUUGUGCAUAAACAAUUAACUUGUUUGAGCCCUAAAUAUAAAUUAACUGUAUGUCUGACACAAAGAUCAGCAUACAUAUUUCCUGAUAAGACUGAUAAUGAACAGUAGUGCACAUUUUUUUCAAAAUUAUACCUCGUAAGUUUGGCAUUGAUGUAAUUUUCAUUUGAUACUUAAGUGGUUUGUAUUUGAUUAAAUCAGCAGAUUACAAAUUUCUAAGAUUCAUUGACAAGUAUAAGAUUGAAAUGAUUCUUGACAUUUAAAUGACUUCUGACUUUAUUGCUGUGGUUUAUGGAUGUAAUGAUGACAGUAAUUUUAAUGAUCUUUGUGAAAGCUAAAUAAAAGGAUAUUUGUACAAAGA